AUGAAAGCAGGUCCAACUCCCAUUCACCUGUUCCCUCUUCAUAAUGGCGUGCCUUUUUUGGAGGAUGUGCUGGAUGAGGAAGCCCUAAUUAUCAGAAGAGCAUUUAGGCGUGAGAGAGUCUUCCGGGACAGGUCGGACCCAUUGGCGUUUGAGGAUGACCAUCUCAUUGAGAGGUAUCGAUUCUCGGCUGAUGGGCUAAGAUAUUUAUGUAGGCUGCUGGGGCCAAAAAUACAGCACCAGACAGCACGAAGCCAUGCCCUCACUGUUCCACAGAUGGUUUGUGUUGCACUGAGGUUCUUUGCAAGUGGGAGCUUCCUUUAUUCUGUUGGGGAUGCAGAGAACCUCAAUAAAGGAACAGUAUGCCGCACAAUAAGACGUGUUUGUCUGGCACUGAAGUCUCUUGUGCAUGUAUUCAUAACCUUCCCUGGCCACAGAAGACCCCUAUACAUUAAGGAGGAGUUCUACAAGAUUGCAGCUUUCCCUAAUGUCAUUGGUGCAGUGGAUUGCACUCACAUAAAAAUCAAACGUCCAUCAGGGGAACACGAGGGGGACUUUAUCAAUAGAAAAUCCUUCCACAGCAUCAAUGUUCAGAUGAUCUGUGAUGCUGACUGCCUUAUCAGCAACAUAGAGGCAAAAUGGCCUGGCUCAGUCCAUGACUACAGAGUCUUUCGUGCGAGUCCAAUUUAUGAGAGACUCUCACAAGGUGAAUUCUCUGGUGUGCUGCUGGGAGACAAAGGCUAUGCCUGUGAGUCCUUCUUAUUGACUCCCCUUGCAGACCCCCAAACCUCACCACAGCAGGCCUACAACCAUGGUCAUGCAAAAACGAGGGCUCGAAUUGAGAUGACCUUUGGACUUGUUAAGUCCAGAUUUCAGUGCCUUCAUUACCUGAGGGUUUCCCCGGAGAGGGCCUGUGAUCUGAUUGCAGCAUGUGCAGUGCUGCAUAACAUUGCAGGCCUGAGAAAGGAGAGGGCCCCCCGAAUGGCAAUUGAUGAUGAAUGGGAAAAUGCUGCCAUUUUCCCAGACAACAGAAAUGGCAGGCUUGUCAGAGAGCAUUACAUUGAGCAUUUUUCCAGUUAG
This is a messenger RNA of Scomber japonicus (chub mackerel), 1077 nucleotides long. RefSeq names its product putative nuclease HARBI1. The coding region runs from base 1 to 1077 and encodes 358 amino acids. The transcript is spliced from 5 exons. Lineage: Eukaryota; Metazoa; Chordata; Actinopteri; Scombriformes; Scombridae. The record is from RefSeq and is a predicted model, not a curated record.